Drosophila nasuta is the source of this 5090-nucleotide messenger RNA. RefSeq names its product rotund (gene rn). Lineage: Eukaryota; Metazoa; Arthropoda; Insecta; Diptera; Drosophilidae. Gene Ontology annotation, biological process: regulation of transcription by RNA polymerase II. Gene Ontology annotation, cellular component: transcription regulator complex; PcG protein complex; chromatin. The coding region runs from base 912 to 3896 and encodes 994 amino acids. Gene Ontology annotation, molecular function: DNA-binding transcription factor activity, RNA polymerase II-specific; RNA polymerase II cis-regulatory region sequence-specific DNA binding. The transcript is spliced from 9 exons. The record is from RefSeq and is a predicted model, not a curated record.
GCAUUCGAGUUCGGAAUUCUUGCGAGCUGGCAGCAACUUUUUGCUUGCGCCGCUUCUUGCGAGCGCCAAAUUAACCAGAGACUACCACAGAGACUGUUCAAGUGCAGUAUCCAGUAUCCAGUAUCCAGUAUCCAGUAUUCAGUAUCCAGUGUUGAGUGUCCAAUAUCCACAAUCAAGCUUACGCAGCCUGAAGUCUGCACGUUGCAGUCUCCAGUAUCCACUCUAGUAUCCAAUGAACGAGUAUAUCGAACGCGCGCGUUUACAGCCUCAAGCCUCAAGCUGAAGCUUAAGCCUGACUCAAGUGCACUCAGACGCGGCGGGCUGCGAGUUUUUGUGCGUUACGCGAAGAAUUCUGUUGCAGUCGCCAAGUGCAACGCAUUUUCGCCAUUCCGCAAUUGCAGCUGUUUGGUGCAUCACAAUUAACAAGCGCGUUAAGGUGCAACAAAACCAAGUGCAACCAAUUAUUAAUCGUGCAACCACAACAACAACAACAACUACAAAGAAAGUUCUCUUAAUACAAAAAAAAUAUAUAUAUAUAUAAAUAUAUGAAUGAUGAAAUACACCCAAGGAGCGUAUAAAGUAAACACAAAGUUAUGAAUUGCGAUUGAAUCGCUGGUCAAGUGAAUGUGAAUUGUGUGAAUAUCUGUGCAAUAGAUGAUUAUACUCAAGUCCACCAAUUAACGGCAUCUAAUGAGUGCAACAAAGUGAAAGUCAAAAAACGAACUUCGUCACUUUUCAUAAAUACUAAGAAUCCCGACUACAAAGUGCAACUAAAAAGGUGCAUAAAAAAGAAACAGUGCCAGAAAAAGAAACAAACAAAUUGCAAGAUAAUAAUUGAGGUAUUGUGAAGUGAUAAAAAGUCGAAAGAAAAAGACAAAAGUGUUGAACGACCGGCGAGUUGAUCAGUUUAAAUGAUUAUGCAUGGUACCUGGUACAAAGGACCUCAGUUGGCGCAUCAUCCCCACACCGAGUACCAUCAGUUCCGAUCGUAUCCAUCGUUCGUUGUGACGCCCUACCACGACGGUCAUGCGGCCACGCCCUGCCCACCCACGCCCUGUACACCCUGCAGCAAUAGCCAUGCAGCUGGCCUUGGCCAAGGCGCCGAGGCGACUCCAAUAAUUGUCGAGGGCACAUUUGCCGCUGCCGCCGCAGCUGCAGCCGCUGCAGCCGCCGCCGUCGGUUGCAUCAAUUCAGGGACUGGAACGGCAGCCGCCACAACUGGAUCAGGCACAUCGCUUUUAAGUCCACCGAUCAAGAUCGAGCAGGUUUUCGGUGAGGCAUCCGCAUCGUCUCUGGGCGGUGUUGUCGAGGACUAUGCAUUAAACUUGGACUGUCCUGUGGAGCAUCAAUUUCGGAAACCCCAUAGCAACAAUAACAAUAACAACGGCUACGUUUGGUCAGCCGGCAACGCACCGCACACCGAAGUCAUCAACGACAACAGCAACAACAACAACAACACUACAAACAACAAUCAGCAUAAUUCGCACCAAACAAGCGAGACCGGACCCGGGUCAUCUCUAUUGCCGGGAACAGGAACAGGAACAGCAACAGCAACAACAUCAACGCCAGGAACGCCACCAACGCCGCCUGUGGACGAGAGCCAACAACAAGCGACAUCGGGGUCCGCAAUUAAUUUGAUUCAAGCCCAAACGCAACCCGCAUCACAAACGCGUCCGAGCUACGGCAAUUCCAUAAAAUCACCACCGGAAACGGCAGCGCAAUCAUCAGCGGCUGCUGCCACGUGUAAAACUCACGACAGCAGCAACAACUGCAACAACAACCAUAACAACAACAGCAGCGACAACAGCAACACAACUGCUGCUGCCGUUACCGCCGCUGCUGCUGCCGCUAACGCUGUCAACAUGCCGAUCGGCGGUGUGCAGGGACAGAAUCCCACCCAAGGCCUGGUCCACUGGAUGAGCGCCGUGAUGGCCGAGCACAUGACUGGCCAGACGCAUCACGAUCCCAGCGCCGCGGUUGGCAUGCACUAUAUGUGGAAUGGCAACGUCGAUCAUGCCAAGGAUAUUAGCGAUUACAAUCUUUGGCCACCGACACCGCGCAGCCAUCAGCAUGCCAGCGAGCAUCAUCCGAUGUCGCUGAAGCAGGAAUAUGAGGCCAAAAUGAAUGAUCACCACCUGCACAACAAUCUGCAAAAAGGUCACUUUCUGGAUGACAAUCGUCUGGAGCAUCAUGCGGCCGUCACCGGACAAGGCAGCCUGGGACACGGGAGUGCAGCCAAUGGACCUGGAACUGGAGCAGGAGGCAACUCUGGCUUGGGUGUUGGCCCUCAUCAUGGCAAUCAUGUGUCCGCCGCCGCAGCAGCCGCUGCUCAUCAUCAUAAUAACGCGGUGGCAGCCGCAUCGGCGGCAGCCCUGCUCGUUGUGCCCCAGCCCAUUAAUGCCAGCAAAAUGGGCGGGCCUGGAGUGGGCGCGACCGGGGGACACGCACCGGCUGGCGGCAGUGGACGCAAGUAUCAAUGCAAAAUGUGCCCGCAGAUCUUCAGCUCGAAGGCGGACUUGCAGCUGCACACACAGAUUCACAUGCGUGAGGCGAAGCCAUACAAGUGUACGCAGUGCUCGAAAGCAUUCGCCAACUCAUCGUAUCUAUCGCAGCACACCCGCAUCCAUUUGGGCAUCAAGCCGUACCGCUGCGAGAUAUGCCAGCGCAAAUUCACCCAGUUGUCGCACCUCCAGCAGCACAUACGCACCCACACGGGCGACAAGCCGUACAAAUGCCGGCAUCCGGGAUGUCAGAAGGCCUUCUCGCAGCUAUCGAAUCUGCAGUCGCAUUCGCGCUGCCAUCAGACGGACAAGCCAUUCAAAUGCAACUCGUGCUACAAGUGUUUCUCGGAUGAACCAUCGCUGCUGGAGCACAUACCCAAGCACAAGGAAUCGAAGCACCUGAAGACGCACAUAUGCCAGUACUGCGGCAAAUCGUACACCCAGGAGACCUAUCUAACCAAGCACAUGCAGAAGCAUGCAGAAAGAACGGACAAACGGCCGCCAAUCGCACCCGGCAGUGCGGCAGCCCUUGCGGCGGCUGCUGCUGCAGCUGGCGGCGGAGGCGGCAAUCAGAGCAAUGCCUCAGCUGGGGCCACAAGCAACUCGCAGCACCAGCGCAGCAAUUUGGUAUUGCCACCGGUUUCGAUAGCUCCCAGCGAUAAUAGCUACUGGCCAAAGGUGAGUCCCGACUCGGCGGCAGCUGCUAAUGCCAUGGAGGUAAUGCACCAACAGCAACAGCAACAACAACAGCAGCAACAGCAACAACAACAGCAGCAACAACAGCAACAGCAACAACAACAGCAGCAGCAGCAACAGCAACCACAUCAUCAUCACACGCAGCUAGGCGUACCACCGCAGCAACAUGGCCCGCCACAGCAACAGCAGCAGCAGCAACAACAGCCCCAACACCAUCACCCACAGCAGCAGCAGCAGCAACAGCAGCCACCUCCGCAGCACACCAUGGAGGCGCACUACGUGCAGCCAACGGCACCAAACACCGGCCAAAGCAAUGGACAUGCGCCAGAGCAACUGCAACCGCAUCAUCGCAUUAUGCCCGAUCCCGUGCGCGAGGAUAUUGUAUCGACACCCAGCACCGUUGGACCAUAUGAUGCAGCAUCGAUAGCAAAAAGCACAAGCAACUCCGCUUUUACACCGAUCAACUCAAUGCCACCGCACUUAAACUCGCUGAGUCACCAUCCGAUGGCGCAGCGUCCCUAUCUCUACGAUGCCAUCAGUUUCCCCAACAAGAAUGUCAAUCAGAAUAAUGCCAACGCCUUUCCCAAUCAGCUGAUCUCGCUCCAUCAGAUACGCAACUAUGCGCAUCAACCGGCGGGUCUCAUGGCAGGCGAGCAUCUGCUCGGCGUUAGCGUUGGGCCAGGCAAGGAUAAAGGAUAGCUAACGUCGUACUUUUAAGUUGGCCAGCGCCCCGCCCCUUCUCGUUCUAGUUAGUUGCUUAUGGUGAUUCGAAAUGUUAUGCUACAUAUAGUAUGGUAAUGUAUACAAACAUACAUAUGUACUAACAUAUAAUUAUAUUGUGUUGACCGCCGAUUUGUAUGCAAUACGGUGCCGUGUAAUCCCGUUACUUAUGGUAGUUUCUACUUCCCGUAUCGUUGAAGUCGCCCAUCCUGUACAGUAUUAAUUUGUAGUUAGUCCAUAUAAGUGAAACAUACACAUACACACACGCAAACAUUCGACUUAAAUUUAGUACUCUUAUAAUCAUUUUGAUACGUAUUUCGUUAAGCAUAUUCUAAUGUAAAUUGGUAAGAAUACGUAUUACUUAUUCUAAUUUAACAACUACACCGUCCAAUUUAAUUUACAUCAAUUUAUAACACAGCAUUGAGAUUCGUUAUCAUUCGUUUUUGGGUACUCAGAUUUCUGAUAAAUUGCUUCAUUUCUCAGCUUCCUUUUAACAGAUACUUUUGCUCCUAUUAAUUUCUUUGUAAUAAACCUUCAAGUCUUGAAAUUUAUGCAACACUAUCUCUGACCUCCCUUUAACAUUAUCUUUACCUUUAUAUAUCAAAAUGCUUUCUGAUUGAUUUCUUUUCGUCAAAUUAAAUUCUAAUUAAACCAUGAAUUCUUUCAUUAUUACGUACUAAAUUCUAUGGAAAUGAAACUAUCAAAGUACCCCAUAUCUGUGUAUUCUUUAUUUCUUCAAUGGUAGUAACAAUCGACAAUUGAUGCUCAAAACUCCUAUAUUAAAAUUGUAAAUACAUAUAUUUAGCUCGGAAGUUCGUAAGAUAUAGUUUUAUUUCAUUCACAAACAGAUCUCGCAGUCAAGUCGAAAAUCAAAAAUAAUUCAAAUCAAAGCUACUGCAAACUACAAAUGAUAUGUACAUAUAAAACUAUUAAGGUUAGAGCUGGCAGAAUAUGAAAAGAGUAAAUUAAAUUUAUUUAACAUACGUGUAUCGUAUUGAAUACAGAAAUUUCUAUAAGAAAUUUUUAAAUGUAAAAAUAUAUUUGACAUCAAAUAUCGAAAAUAAGAAACACACGGUUGAUGAUUAAAAUUUGCAUGUGUUUUAUAAACUACUGAAACUUUGCGAUAGAUUAAAAGCAACUAAACUAUUUUGAAUUAAGCUAAAAAAACAUAAA